Messenger RNA from Fonsecaea multimorphosa CBS 102226, 1110 nucleotides. RefSeq lists its product as uncharacterized. Gene Ontology annotation, molecular function: nucleotide binding. NCBI's taxonomy places the organism in Eukaryota, Fungi, Ascomycota, Eurotiomycetes, Chaetothyriales, Herpotrichiellaceae. Bases 1 to 1110 code for a protein of 369 amino acids. The transcript has a single exon. The record is from RefSeq and is a predicted model, not a curated record.
AUGGCUCCUAUCCGAGUAGGAAUCGUGGGUUUAUCGAGCAAGCCUGGUGCAUGGGCAACUCUGGCCCACCUGCCUCGACUGGCCAACUCCCCAAACUACAAGAUUGUGGCGCUGAGUAACUCGACCUUGGAAUCCACAAAGGCCGCCAUCAAAGCACACAACCUCCCCGAAUCCACAAAGGCAUACGCCUCCUAUGACCAGCUCGCUGCCGACCCCGACAUCGACUUAUACGUGGUGUCAACUCGAGCCGACACUCAUUACGAUGUCGCCAUGCCAGCCCUAAAAGCCGGACGUAAUGUAUAUGUGGAAUGGCCACUAGCUGCAACAACAGAGCAAGCAAAAGAAAUGGCCGAGCUCGCUCGAGAGAAGAAUCUCAAGACCAUUAUCGGCCUCCAAGGUCGCAUGGCACCCAGCGUCAAGAAGGUAAAGGAGCUCAUCGACACAGGGGCCCUAGGAGAAAUCCACAGCGUGAACUACCAAGGGGCGAUUCACGUAUGGCAAAACAACGCAGCGAGCGACAGGUACCAGUAUUUUAUGGAUCGCAGAAUCGGUGGGAACCUGUUGACCAUAUAUGGCGGCCACGUCCUCGACUCCGUCCUGUAUGCGGUGGGAGAGCUGAAACCAGGCAGCUACACGCCCAUGGCGGUCAACCUGCGGCCGAAAAUGCACAUCAUGAAAUCUGACGGAUCCUUGUCGGAAGAAUUGUACGACAAGGACACGCCCGACCAGAUCCUGCUGCAAGGGCGCCUGGACCGACAUCCAUCUGCGGUGUUCAGUUUCCACCUGAGAGCCGGAGACAGAUUCAUCGGCCAGCCAGGGUCAACGUGGAGGAUAUAUGGCACCAAGGGCGAACUGGCAGUCGAAUUUGCGAGUGCCGGACCGCAGAUGGCCAAGGCAACUAGUAUGCGCUUCUCCAACGCGGAGAAAGGCGUCGUCGAGGAUAUCGCCGUUGACGAGGGUGGCCAGGAAUGGACCGACUUACCAAGUCAAGGUCAGAAUAUUGGUCGGCUGUAUGAGGCGUAUGCGGCAGGAGAGUCCUACGGCGACUUUGAUCUGGCUGUCAAGAGGCACGAGCUCAUUGACGAGUUCUGGGCAUCGUUGCAGGAGUGA